This is a messenger RNA of Peronospora belbahrii, 1920 nucleotides long. NCBI's taxonomy places the organism in Eukaryota, Oomycota, Peronosporomycetes, Peronosporales, Peronosporaceae. The record is from the annotation of a GenBank genome assembly.
AUGAUACACGACGGUCCUGCAGUUGGCGCCACAGGAUCUUCACCGUUGUACCGUGCUUUGUGUGUACGCUCUGGCAAUGUGGUUGCACUAGGAAUGCAACAGACUGCGACUGUGAAUUGUGCCGGCAUGGCACUUUUUCGAGUUUUCCAAGGAAACGUUCAGGUGCUGGGCUUUCAACCGCCUCUAGGAGUCUAUUUCUCGUUGCAUUCGCCCAAAUGGAACAACCUCGUGGUGAUCGAAGGCCGACCAGGCAAUGAAGAAACCCAAGCGCCUUUUGGAACUACGAACUUUAGCCUAUUGCAAGUCAUGGAACCCAAUUUACCGACGGAAGCUCUGAUUGAGGACGAGGAGAUCGCUGCAGAUCGGCUGGCCAUGCAGCUCAUAAACGACUUUUCCGUUGUACUGGUGCUCCGUGCAAUCCCCGUCACGUAUGGAAAUGUCAUGUGUUUCUAUGAAAAUACCAGACCUGAGAAACUAUCUGCAGUACUACCAGGUUUCAAGAUGAUUAUCUCGCAACACGAACAGAAUUUCUUAUACGACGCUUCUGCAAAGUUUGAUAGUACGAGUGCUGCACCUCUGACAGUAGAUUCAAUGCAUCACGAUUGGAAGUCACCGGAACGUGUGCUGGCAGAACUUUUGGUGGUGGAAUCGUUCAAGACCCUGCGUAUCACAGAGCCAUGGCAAGCAACCGUGGACAGUCUGCUGGCUAGUUUGCUAGCACAAAAGGGUCCAAUGUCGAAAAAGAUUGUUGUAUGUGGUGGCAAAGGUGUGGGCAAGUCUACUUUUUGUCGAUACCUGAUUAAUCGGUUGCUCUCGCAGUUCAAAAUUGUGGCCUUCCUGGAUACAGACCUGGGCCAAUGCGAACUCACACCACCUGGACUCGUGGCGCUGCACGCUUUGACGACGCCAUUGAUUGGUCCAGGAUUCUCGCACAUGAAGAGUCCAAUCCGGUCCUUUUUCUGUGGAAACACCAACCCAGGCAACGAUCCAUUGUACUAUAUGAAGGCAGUCAAGAGUCUGCUGCGUGUAUAUGACGCUAAAUGGGGCAUUCAAAGGAGAGCAAACAGCAACAACGUAAAUCCUCGGUCAACAGAGCACGCAUUUGUACCACUAGUGAUUAAUACAGACGGCUGGAUCAAGAGCAUGGGACACGAUUUGCUGUGUAGUGUGAUUCAGGAGACAAGCCCCGACCACGUCGUGCAGCUAGUGGCCGCAACGAAAAACAAACAAUUUGAUGUCCCGACCGAAGGUAAUUGGCAUAUCCAUGCUGUUUCACCUUGGGAUCCUGUCGGUCUCACACAACCUCCUCGUAGUUCCAAAGACCUGCGAGUCUAUCGUUUCCAUUCCUACUUCUUGGCUCAAACUCGGUGCAAUCUCUCGCGACCUCGUUUGCAAAACUUGCAAGUACUAUCUGAAAAAAACCGCUUGGACAGCGACAUUUAUCGUGCAUAUGCACGUCUCACGCCUUUCGUCGUAUCCUUUGACCAGGUCGACAUUUCAUUUACCGGUUCCUCCGUGCCUCCAAGUCAACUCCUGUUUUCACUCAAUGCUAGUGUCGUGGGUCUAUGCGUCAAUCCUGACUACAAGCCAUUCAUGCAAGAUGAAUCGACUAGUCUACGUCAAGGACCACCACGUAUCGUGCUUGAACCUGUUCAUGCUCCGUGUCUUGGUAUUGGAAUUAUUCGGGCAUUGGAUCCCAAGAAACGUCAACUCUUUCUUCUGAGCCCGCUGUCUCUUUCCGUCUUACAACGUGUGAAUUUGCUCGUACAUAGCAAUAUCUCGCUUGACAGUAUCAUGUUGUCUAUCGAUGAGUCUGUUCAAGCUCCAUACAUUGUGACUGAUAUCAUAUCAUCGGAAGGUUCUGGUUCUGCUGUGAUGCAAAGUCGAUAUAAUCUGAAACGUAAGCGUGAUACUAAAUGA